AGAGCUCUACUCUGUACCGAGGGCUCUACUCUGUACCGAGGGCUCUACAUAAAAGCUCUAAGCCCCGUCACACUACUCCGGUUGGAAGAGCCGUAACCCAGCCAGUGGAGGGGUCAUCAUGACUCAGAGUCCCGUCCAUGGCUGCUCAGUCUGUGUGGCCCAGCUGACAGUCUUCCUCUCCCUUGCCCUGCUGUUGUGUCCCCUGGGGAGAGCGCUCGGCGAAGACCAGGYUUCUCCGGCCCAGGUGCUGCAGGGCCUGUUGGAGCGAUAUGGGGACAAUGCCACCAUCUCUGUCCCCCAGCUCCGCUCUUUGCUGGCACGACUCGGUGCACCUGGCCUGGGAGACAACGGCACCGCUGCAGAGGCGACAGCUCCACCGGCGCCGCCCAGAGUCAACCUGUCCAAAUGCUUACCUGGAGACACGCUGGCAGUUUACAGUAUGAACGAGCAGUCUCGUCUGGAUGGGCGUGGCCUACAGGAGCUCUGCCCCACCAUGCUUCAGCAAUUGGACUCGGGCGCCUGUGGGGUGGAGAAAAAGGAGGAGCUUAUCAUAGACCCGCCUUCCAAACCCACUGCUGCUGAGGUGUGGGGUUUCUCUAUUCUGAGUGUGACCCUGGUCAGUGCCUUCUCUCUCACCGGUGUGUUCCUGGUUCCCCUCAUGAGGACGAGUCACAUGCGCCGGGCGCUCGUCUUUUUCAUCGCCCUCUCCAUCGGAACGCUCUACUCCACCGCUGUGUUCCAGCUCUUGCCAGAGGCAUUUGGUUUUAACCCUAUGGUGGACAACUAUGUGUCUAAGUCCACGGUGGUGUUUGGAGGGUUUUACCUCUUCUUCUUCACUGAGAAGAUCCUCAAGAUGCUGCUCAAACCGAAGGAUAAGGGCCAUGACCACAGCCAUUUCCCAGCCAACGGAGACAUGGAAGAGGACGUGACAGAGAAGCUGCAGCAGAGUGGAGAGGUGGGGCUUAACCUGCCCAAGGUGGACGGAGGAGAGGGGGACCGCAUGCUCACCCCUGCACUGACCCCACCGGAYUCUCAGAGCCUGGGUGGAGGAAACAGCAGAGGAGGCUGCUAUUGGCUGAAGGGUACAGCGUACUCUGACAUCGGCACGCUGGCCUGGAUGAUCACGUUGAGCGACGGGCUCCAUAACUUCAUCGACGGCCUGGCCAUCGGAGCAUCCUUCACUGCCUCGACGUUCCAGGGCAUCAGCACCUCCGUGGCUAUACUCUGUGAGGAGUUUCCCCAUGAACUGGGAGACUUUGUGAUCUUGUUGAAUGCUGGGAUGAGCAUCCAGCAGGCUCUGUUCUUUAACUUCCUGUCUGCCUGCUGCUGCUACCUGGGCAUGUGUUUUGGCAUCCUGGCAGGAAACAGCUUCUCACCUCAAUGGAUCUUUGCCCUGGCAGGAGGCAUGUUCCUCUACAUCGCCCUGGCAGACAUGUUCCCGGAGAUGAACGAGGUGAGUCGUGAGGAAGAGGAGGCGGGGGGAAGCAGCUUCCUUGUGACCUUCAUCAUCCAGAACGCUGGCCUCCUAACCGGCUUUGCCAUCAUGCUGCUACUGACCACCUACUCUGGAGCCAUCACUAUAGACUAGCAUUAUUAUUCACACAACUACGCCCUACCGGUUUUAACCAGAUCCAGCCGCUUUCAACUGUAAUGAUUCCCUUUGGAGCUGAAUGGAAAUGCCCCUCCCUCCCCAGGCCCCAUUUUGCCCUGAAUUCUCCCUCAGGACUUUAGAGACCCGGGGCUUCGGUACUAGUGCGGCAGGAACGCACCCUAUAAGACUUAAGCAGUUCCCAAAUGCAGUAGCUACUAGUACACUGGCAGGGGAAUCGGCCUCCCUCAUCUCUCUUGGGCCUUCCCCCUCAAUACACUGGCAGGGGUAUCACCCUUCCUCAUCUCUCUUGGGCCUUCUCUGACCCCCCUAAUUUACUGGCAGGUGUACCACCCUCCCUCAUCUCUCUUGGGCCUUCUCUGACCCCCCUAAUUUACUGGCAGGUGUACCACCCUCCCUCAUCUCUCUUAGGCCUUCUCUGACCCCCCUAGUACACUGGCAGGGGUAUCACCCUUCCUCAUCUCUCUUGGGCCUUCUCUGACCCCCCUAGUACACUGGCAGGGGUACCACCCUUCCUCAUCUCUCUUGGGCCUUCUCUGACCAGCCCCCACCCUAGCCUAGAGAUCCCUUUCCCCUCUGUUCUAUGCCACCUGCAGGGACAGGAACGAGUCAUAGGCAGGGGGUAGGACCACCAUAUUAUCUCCUAUGCUGAUGACCAACAGACAUGCAAUAUCUACAAACCAUUUAUAAAAACACAGUUCAUAUAUCAACUAUAACUAGGUAUAAAUAAAGUUAUUUAAUCAAACACUUCCUUGUUCCCCAGACUACUGAGAGACCAUUUCGGCUCUACAAAGACUCUGCUGUUGUCAUGGAGAUCAUUCUGUCAUUGGUUAGUUUGGACAUGCAUGAUGAGCGUCGAGUUGGACAUUUUGAGCAACCAGGGGUGUAUUCAUUACGGAAACCGUUUGAGAACCAAACAGUAGCAAACAGAGCAAAUGGAACGAAACGGUAAGGGACCUACCAGAAUUUGUCCAAUAGAAACGAUGUGUUUKGUUUCUGUUGCAAAAURUUUUGCAACAUGUUUUGCAACAGAMUCUGCGUAAUGAUUACACCCCAGGGUCCAGUGACUUGGAAAUAGUGUAUUUAUGUUACCCAUAUGCCUCUGAGUGCCCAUGGGCCAAACUACGGUGGCCUCCGCAGCACAAUCAGGUAAUAGCAGUUGUAUUGUAGACAUCCUUGGACUUUCUCCUUUUUUUCCAUUGUCAGAGUGCAAACCCUUUUUUCAAUACAUACCAAAAAGAAAGUGUUUCAUAUAUAUAUAUAUAUAUAUAUGACACACAGAUCAACCGGAAAGUUGAGCAAGCCGGCGUGAAGAAGAACAAAUCAUUUCCCCAACAUAGGACUGAUGUGUGUCUGUGAGUAAGUAGAUGUUAUGUUUUACUUCAGGAGGAACCAGACAAAUGCAACACGUGUGAAUUUUAACAACAGAAUGAGGACAGACAGACCAUUUAUAAUGGACUCCAUUGGGACUUGUUUUUCCUCCAAAAUGUGACAAAAGUGAAGAACAAAAACCUCCUGAUUUUGUAGCUUUCUGUCCUGGUUUCCUUGGCUGACAUUCUCURCUAAGAUCUCAGCAAAUAGCUCCCUAUUAUAGUACACUUCCUAAAAUAAGGUUUUCUGUAGGUAAUAGAGUGCCGUUUUGGACAAAGCCUUUGUUUGAUGGAUGGACGGACUAUGGUGGCACCUGAAGCCACGGUCUAUUUCUCCCCAAUCAGUUCCCUCCAUCUAGCUAACCAUCUGUGCCCUUCAUAUGUUGUUGACUUGAUUUUUCUAAGACUCUUUAUCUCUAUGAAUGCAAUCCUCCAUUCCUUAUCCAUACCGUUGUCAUAUUGAGAUAACGUCUAUUGUUGUAUUAUUUGUAUGUAAUGAAUGAAUGGUUAGAAUCAAAGACCGUACGCAGAAUCGUAGUCACACUUAAAGGAGUAGUUCACUAUUUUUACAAGAUAAUGUUCGAUGGUUCCUCACCCUGAACAUAGUCAAUGGGCCAGGAGAAACUGUAAUCCAUGGUUCGGUUUUCUUUAAACAGCCACAACAAACUUCAGCUAACUUUUGCCACACCGCUGGCUUAAAAUCUAUGGAAGUGAUGGGCAGUUUUUAAAAAGUAGAAUGUCCAAAUCACCCAMAAUCAAUUCUAUAUUUUGUUUGCUGGAACUUUAAAGGGAUUUGGCCUUUAAAAAGAAAAAACAUGCUCACCAGCCCCUAUCACUUCCAUAGAUUUGUAGCUWGCGGUGGCUAAAGUUGGUAAUGGCUGUUUAAUGAAAACUGWWWUUUUUWUUUAACUAGGCMAGUCAGUAAAGAACAAAUUAUCGGGCCUCCCGAGUGGUGCAAGGCACUGCAUCGCAGCGCUAGCUGUGCCAUUAGAG
Messenger RNA from Salvelinus sp. IW2-2015, 3972 nucleotides. RefSeq names its product solute carrier family 39 member 14 (gene slc39a14). Gene Ontology annotation, cellular component: plasma membrane. NCBI's taxonomy places the organism in Eukaryota, Metazoa, Chordata, Actinopteri, Salmoniformes, Salmonidae. The record is from RefSeq and is a predicted model, not a curated record. Gene Ontology annotation, biological process: intracellular monoatomic cation homeostasis; zinc ion import across plasma membrane. Gene Ontology annotation, molecular function: zinc ion transmembrane transporter activity; monoatomic cation:bicarbonate symporter activity.